Messenger RNA from Cutaneotrichosporon oleaginosum, 843 nucleotides. RefSeq lists its product as uncharacterized. Gene Ontology annotation, cellular component: nucleus; cytosol; cytoplasm. The record is from RefSeq and is a predicted model, not a curated record. Gene Ontology annotation, molecular function: manganese ion binding; arginase activity. Lineage: Eukaryota; Fungi; Basidiomycota; Tremellomycetes; Trichosporonales; Trichosporonaceae.
AUGCCAAACAUGCCCUCGUCCACCGCUUUGAUUCACUACGCCGCCCGCGCGGGCGACCACAACGACCGCGCGAUGGCGGCAACGCCGUACCUCGCCGCCGCGCUCGCCGCCCAUCUCGGUGUCGCGCCGACUACUGUCGGCUCGCCAUCUCCCAGCGAUCCCUCGGGGUGGGACGCCGAGCUGGCCUUCGCUCUUCCGGCCUUCAAGGAGCUCGCCACUGCCCUGGACCGUGCGCUUGACGCAAAGCGGUACCCAGUGACGGCGUGCUCGCGCUGCGCGCCUGCCAUCGCCACGCUCCCUGUCAUCGCGCGUUACCACCCCGAUGUGCUAGCAGUCUGGUUCGACGCGCACGCCGACCUAAACACGCCGGAAAACAGUGAAACCGCCUAUCUCGGCGGUAUGGCGCUUAGCGGCCCACUUGGAAUGUGGGACUCGGGUCUCGGUGCCGGCCUCAAGUCUGCGGUCCUCGUCGGAGCGCGGGAUAUCGAUGCAACAGAGACUCCAGUGAUCGACGGCGAGCGCAUCCGCCUCAUUGCGCCCGGAGCCAACCUCGUCGAGGACCUCAAAAAGGCCGUGGCGGGCCACAAGGUCUACGUCCACCUCGACUGUGACGUGCUCAGCCCUGGUCAAAUGCCUACAGACUACAAGGUUCCCGAUGGGCUCAGCCUGGAGCAGCUCGGCGCGGCCAUCGCUGCCAUCGCGCAGGUGGCUGAGGUUGUCGGUGUUGAGAUAGGAGAGCUGGAGACUGGAGAGACUGAAGAGGAAACGAAGGCCAAAGCGAAGAAGCUGGUGGAAACGGUGUCUCCUUUGCUCGUAGCGCAAUACGGCCAGCAGGCCCAAUGA